Mytilinidion resinicola is the source of this 2348-nucleotide messenger RNA. Its product is annotated as YccV-like-domain-containing protein. The coding region runs from base 187 to 1995 and encodes 602 amino acids. NCBI's taxonomy places the organism in Eukaryota, Fungi, Ascomycota, Dothideomycetes, Mytilinidiales, Mytilinidiaceae. The transcript is spliced from 2 exons. The record is from RefSeq and is a predicted model, not a curated record. Gene Ontology annotation, molecular function: DNA binding; protein binding.
UCCGCAUGUUCUGGUAAACUACUUUCAUUAUCUUGACGUCUUCAGUACCAGUGGGGUACUUAGUUAAUGACAAGCUAAACAGCAAGACCCGCCCUUUGGGAGUGCUACCUUACAUAAGAGCUCUACUUGCCAGGCUCUUCAUCUCUACCGGAGCAUCUCACAACUCCCAAUUCCCUCACAAGCAUAAUGGCCGCCAAGGACCUUUCCCUUACUUCCUUACCUACAGAAUUGUUGCAGGCCAUUUUUGAAUAUCUUCCACCAGAGGCUCUCGUCACUUGUUCGGGUGUAUCAAGACGAUUGAGGGCGAUUGCCACUCUGCCUGCACUAUGGCGCUCUCAAUGCCAAUCGCGGUUCAAGUUCUGGCAUACCAGGCACCAUAUCAGUGCGAAGCUGGGCGGGCCUCUUACCGAUACCGACUGGCAAAGCCUCUUCAAGGAGCGCAUUGCUGCUGAUCGCACUACGAGUGGUCUACUUGAAGAGAUCCUCGCAUCUCAGAAGCGGCAAAUUGCGAAUGUAGCCGAAAUCGCUGCUUUGGGUUACGACGCGAAAGAUGCUCUUCUUCGGGAAUGCAGCGUACCCAACGAUACUGAAGAUGUGCUUGCAAGAAGGUUCUAUGCGAACGCCACCCUUGAUCGGAUUCACCGUGAGGUUGCCAUCAACGUGUGGAAGGACCUCGCAAAGGGCACGGCAGUGAAGCUGGAACGAGCCUUGGCCGCGUACGACAUGUUUACCUUGGGUACAAACGCAGGCGAUAUCGACGACAUUACUCGCUUCUUGGACGAUUUGGCGCGUAGUCUUCGCCUCGAGAAUCCUACUCUAGGUUCCCUCAGCACACGAGAGCAAGCUCUCACUCUUGCAAGCUUCCUCCGAUCUCGCAACUAUCGAGGUGUCUCAGAGGAGUCAUACACAGCUCUUCGAAACAAUUUCAUCGGCAUUGUUCUCAGCAGCGAAGACCACGAGUCGCUACCAUUGAUCAGCGUUGCUAUCUACUGUGCAGUUGCUGAACGGGUCGGUUUAGAUGCUCGCCCUUGCGGCUAUCCUUUCCACGUCUAUGGAAUAGUACAUCCCCCCAAAGGGCAAACACUUGAUGGAAAACUCGCUUCGACAACCGCGACCCCUGAACAUCUAUAUAUCGACCCCUUCCGAUCUGAUCUAGCAGUUCCGGAGGAAUCCCUAAGGACGAUGCUCCGCCAGAUGGGUAUACACAGUUCAGAUCAUAAUAAUUUUCUUGGCGACGCAUCAACUCGGGGACUGGUACUAAGGACGGCACGUAACAUCAUGAACUCAGUCCAGACUAUUCGACAAACCGAGGAACAGUUGUGGGCUAACAGUAGUUUUCGCCCACCGUCCUGGCUUUCAGCAUUUCCGGAUAUGGAUGACGCCUUCUACGCAACGCUCUGGUCCAUGCUGAUACUAGGCCCGGGGCUAGAGGAAGAUGGAAGUGUGGCGAGCAUUACGACGCGUCGGCGGCAGUAUCUCCCAUACCUUUGUGACCACUUUCAGCAGCACUCUCCUUGGGACGUCACUCUUAUUGAAGAACACAUUAUGCCUAUGUUCUAUAAUUUACCCGAAGGCCGGCGUCUCUUACACCAUAUCAACUCCAUCCACGCUGCUGAUGCAAAACCAAAACCAGUAUCAGCUCGUUCGGAGAUGACCAAAAAAUUGACAUACAAAGUUGGUCAGGUAUUUCACCAUCGGCGGUACUUGUAUGAAGGUGUCAUCACUGGCUGGGACUCGUCUUGCGCUGCUGGAGAAGAAUGGAUAAGACAUAUGGGUGUCGAUCACCUAUCUGGUGGUCGGGACCAGGGCUUCUAUCAUGUCCUUGUGGCAGACAAGAGUAUGCGAUAUGUUGCCAAAGAAAACAUUGAGCCUGUGCUCUCAACCUACGAGCCCUCGCAAUCCAUGAUGAAACUUGCCGGUCGGUAUUUUAAGCGGUGGGAUAGCAAUCAAGGUGUCUUCGUUAGCAAUAUCAGGGAUGAGUAUCCCGAUGAUUGAAGCUGUAGAUACGUGAUGGUAUUCAAGUAUCACGAUUACGAUAUGAGUCAUGCUUGGAUGUUAAUGAGUGUAAUCUUUCAGGAACGAUGAGACGCUGAGCUAAGUUCAUGUUUUGCUUAAUGAUUGAUGUUUGUGUCGUCAUUCUGGACAUCGCACCUGGCAAGUUCCUCACAGCGCAGCUCAACUCAACCGCCCAUCGAAAUGCUCACUCCUCAUCUCAUACGUGGGGCUCGAAACGAAGAGCCAAAACGGGUUCGUGUAGACUCAGGAAGCGUAUCAUGUUUGAACAAGUCACGUGGCUAUGAUACCCGAAUUGCAUCCCAUCAGAAAAGACGAUCUAAAUAUUUACGCAC